Molecule: messenger RNA, 198 nt
Organism: Lachancea meyersii CBS 8951
Lineage: Eukaryota; Fungi; Ascomycota; Saccharomycetes; Saccharomycetales; Saccharomycetaceae
Source: the annotation of a GenBank genome assembly
UUGGAGGAGGCCAACUCUAGUCUUGACCUCGUGCUCAAAGUGAACGUUUACUUGACGGACAUGAGCAAUUUCGCGGAGUUCAACAAGGGCUACGCUAAAUACUUCAAAGACCACAAGCCUGACAGAACCUGUGUGGCCGUGAAGCAGCUCCCAUUGAAUCUUCCAAUGGAAAUGGAAGUUGUUGCCGUCCACAAAUAA